Messenger RNA from Halteromyces radiatus, 354 nucleotides. RefSeq lists its product as uncharacterized. The record is from RefSeq and is a predicted model, not a curated record. The transcript is spliced from 4 exons. The coding region runs from base 1 to 354 and encodes 117 amino acids. Lineage: Eukaryota; Fungi; Mucoromycota; Mucoromycetes; Mucorales; Cunninghamellaceae.
AUGGCAAGCAAUGAUUCACAUAUAUUAGUCGAUAUAUCAAAUAGCGACACAAGGCGUAUUCUCACAUCUCUUGAUGUUAUUAUAGACCAAGGCACAUAUUGUAGUGUUGGAUUCUCGAGAAAUAUAAUUAUCACAAACAAUAUCAAGAAAGUGGAAUCGGCUGUUAUCCUUUUGGAAGAAAGUAUCUUGCAUUGCGGUGAUAGUUUUGAAAUCAUCGAUGUCACGUCGCCUUCAUCAAAUGGAAAAAGACUACCAACAGGUCAACUAACAGCGAUGCCUCUAGCAGGAUAUGAGGCAAUCAAAAAAGGAAUACUAUUUAUGGACAUCUUUAUUGCUAUUUCUUACUUCUUUUAA